Molecule: messenger RNA, 1347 nt
Organism: Penicillium pulvis
Lineage: Eukaryota; Fungi; Ascomycota; Eurotiomycetes; Eurotiales; Aspergillaceae
Product: putative MFS transporter
Exons: 6
Coding region: 1-1347 (448 amino acids)
Biological process (GO): transmembrane transport
Molecular function (GO): transmembrane transporter activity
Source: RefSeq, a predicted model, not a curated record
AUGGCAGGCGCCGGUCCGUCUGUAGCUACUCAGGACUUCAUGCAGGACUUUUCAAAGUCUUCAGACCAAGUGACUCAACUUUUGACGUUUAACUUCCUUCUUCUUGGUCUUGGUAACGUAUUCUGGGUACCACUUGCCAUGAAAUUUGGCAAAAGAGCAUCGCUUUUGGCGGCCAUGGCCUUGCAGCUAGGCGCUCUGAUCUGGUGCGCGCUUGCCAAAAGCUUUGAUAGCCUGCUCGCUGCUCGGAUUGUACUUGGCUUUGCUGCCGCUGCUGGGGAGAGCAUUGUUCCCGAACUAGUCGCAGAUAUCUUCUUCCUCCAUGAACGGGCCACGAUGAUGGCCAUUUACGUUAUCAUGAUAUCCGGGGGAUCAGCUAUUGGUCCUCUCAUUGCUGGGUUUAUGGUUCAGUUUACUGCCCAAACAUGGAGGAGUUACUUUUGGCUCUGCGUCGGCUUGGCCGUUGCUAACCUUGCCCUUCUGGUCUUCUUCUGCCCAGAAAGCAACUUCCGCCGACCCGAAUUCGAGAAUGAUAGAGAGCUAGAGUUGGUCUCCGCUAGGGACGAAGAGGCAGCUGAAAAAUCGGAUUCCUCUUUUGUCGAAAACGUGUCUGCAUCUAGCCCUAGGUACACAAUUACUCUCUUGCCAUUUAAGAAACGCCUUUCCUUGAUCCGAUAUGAUACUAGCAUACACUUUUUGAAAGCCUUGAUUGAACCCCUUCGGCUUUUACGCCAUCCAUCUGUGCUGUGGGCUAUCUAUGCAUAUGGAUGUUCUCUCAGUCCGCAGAUCAUCUUGAUAUUCACCAUGACUACCCUCCUCAUGCCACCACCAUACAACUUUUCGUCGAGCGAUAUAGGUCUCAUGGAGAUAGCGGCGAUAAUCGGAUUUGUGAUAGCCUGCUUUGGUGGCGGGUAUAUGUCAGAUGUCAUAACCCAACACAUCGUGAGAAAAAGCAACGGCGUGAUCAGACCUGAGCAACGACUUGUCUCGUUGCUUCCAGGAAUGCUAGUUGCUCCAGCCGGUUGUAUUCUCCUUGCAUUUGCAUGUCAAAACAAGCUCAAUUGGGUUGCAAUAGCCUUUGGGUUUGGAAUGGUUUCGUUUGGAGAGGUAUACACACCAAAUAUUGCCCUCACUUAUGUCGUUCACCGCCAUCAGAAACACGCCGCCCAGUGUCUUGUUCUCAUCAACAUUUUCAAAAACAUUAUCGCCUUUCUAUUUCUAUAUGAGGCUGUUGCCUGGGUCACCUCCCAGGGCUUUACUCAAGUUUAUAUGAUAAUGUUCAUGUUAAACAUGCUUACAUUGAUCCUGGCUGUGCCCUUGUACUUUUAUGGAACCCGGGACCGGGAAUGA